CAGUCACGUAACGGUUCAACCUAGUCUGGAUCAGCAGAGCGAACGCGAAGGAGCGUACCAACGCGAUUUAAGGGAAGCAAGGGUGACCAGUUCGUAUACGAGUUUCGGCUGAGUUAAUGGUUUUUCAACGAGCAGGAGACACGCGAGUGAAAGCGCCUCGUGAAAGAUAAUUCGACAGCUGUGAAAGCACGUGCACGCAUCGUUAAGGAACCCGAUUGUACACGCCUGUAAGUACCUGUAAUUGAAGAGGAGGAGGAGGAGGAGAAGGAUAUACACGAGGAACAUUUGACAAGCUAAUUCCUCGCGUUUACGUACGAUCGGUUGCGAUGAUCAUUGGGACACGCGACAUCGUGUCCAUGGGAAAAGACGAUACGUCAUAGUUCUUCGGUGAAAAACGAAUCGAUUCUCAAGCACCUCCGUACGAAGCUGAUACGCGCGGACAGGGAAACAAGAAAAUAAAUAUCUGGGCUGUAAAGUAUAAUGAAAGACUAUACUAGAAGAUAUGAAUAUGCCUGAGGAUGAGUAUAUAGAGAAAACAUUUAUAUAUAAAUUUCCAACAUGUACUACAAACCAAGAAUAUGUAUUGGAAGUUCCAUUAAAGAUACCUUAUCGUGGAAAUGUCAAGGAACUUAUGCACCGUAUAAUGUCAUCUUUUAAAUUGCCAUGCUAUGUGGAAUUAGACCUAUUGGAAUCAUUGGAGCAUACUAUUAAAACAUUAACAUUAGAAUUUUAUGAUGAGAAAGCAGAAAAAGCUCUUGAAAAUGCAAAAUCUGGGACCUUAGAUAUUGAAGAUAUAAUUAAAAACUGGGAAAAAAUCUAUAAGCAGAAAACAGUAGAAUAUGCUGAUCCUAUUGGAACAACGGACGAAGAAUUGUUUGCUGUUGCAUAUCAUAGAUUGGUACACUCUCCAUCAUUAGAGCCUAUCCUUCAAGCGGAACAUAAACAUGGAAGAGAAGUAACUGAAGUUAUUCAGAUGAGGGACUCCCAAUAUGAACAACUUACUCAAAAGCAAACUGAGGAGAUGCGAGUCGCUGUAGAAGCUCUCGAAGCUGGUUCUACCGAAAAAUCUAUAAACGAGAUGGCGGGACGACAUUUUGAGGAACAAAGUUUAUUGCAAGGUCACUGGGGGUCAAGAGUUGACGCACUUAAAUUAGAACAAAGGCGACAAUAUCGUAACUGGAUCAUGAGGUUACUCGAAGAGCAGCAGACUAACAUGUUGCCGAGUCCAGUGGGUUCUCCAAUUCUGACGAUGCCACCGAUACGACCGGCGUUAGACAAUUUUGUUCAUAGCGAAGAGAAGAACACGGCUGAAUACCCUAUCUUGGAAGAAAGUUUCACUAUACAUUUGGGUUCCCAGAUGAAACAGAUGCACAAUAUACGUAUACUGACAGGCGAUGUUUUAGAUUUUUGUAGAACAAAAAAGAGCGAGUCUGGAAUGGAUCCAACGCCUCAAAGACUACAGACUGCUCUUGGAUUAUAUUCUAAUGAUUUGUGUGGAUUAGUAUUAUUGAGCGACAAUCAUUUAGGAAGUUAUUCGGGAAUAACGAAAGAAUUAUGUUCAAUAUGUCAAUUAACGACAGAGUUUCACUUCCCACCAAUCGAUGAACAACUAGAAAAAAUUCGAGAGGAUGUGAAAGAUGCUGUUGCCUGGAGGCAAGCGCAUCACAAAGAAGGAAACGAUUCACAAACAAAAAGAUCAACGGGCAGCAAAAGUUUACAGACAGGCGAUGUUUAUAUUACGAGGCAUUCAAAUUUAGCGCAAGUUCAUGUAAUUUUCCACAUGGUAGUGAACGAUUCAUUGCGAUCUGGCGAUAUCAAUUCGAGGCACCCGGCCAUUUUAGGAUUACGAAAUAUUUUGAAAACUGCUUGUUGCAACGAUGUAACCACACUAACUAUUCCAAUACUUCUUGUUCAUGAAAUGUCGGAGGAUAUGACUGUUGCGUGGUGUACAAAGAGAGCAGAAUUAGUUUUCAAAUGUGUAAAAGGGUUCAUGAUAGAAAUGGCAUCUUGGGGUGGUGCUGAAUUGAAGAAUCUGCAAUUUCUGGUACCAAAGGGAAUGUCAGAGGAAGUAUUCGGUACCCUAGCUACAAUGUUACCGAGCAUAUUCCGAGUAUCGAAUCCUUUGGUGUUCAAAGCGACAAGCACACCUCAAACUCCAAAAAAGUGAAUGACCCUCUUGCCACUGUUAUUGUACACGCGUCGAAAAUAUUAAAGUAUUUGUUGUUAUAUAUACGUAUAUCACACAUCUUGGCGGCAAUAAUUCAUCGCUGGCGCGAAUACUAUAUAAGAUAUGCUCGAA
Molecule: messenger RNA, 2299 nt
Organism: Bombus impatiens (common eastern bumble bee)
Lineage: Eukaryota; Metazoa; Arthropoda; Insecta; Hymenoptera; Apidae
Product: protein C12orf4 homolog
Exons: 10
Coding region: 503-2167 (554 amino acids)
Cellular component (GO): cytoplasm
Source: RefSeq, a predicted model, not a curated record